This is a messenger RNA of Cicer arietinum (chickpea), 1755 nucleotides long. RefSeq lists its product as uncharacterized. Lineage: Eukaryota; Viridiplantae; Streptophyta; Magnoliopsida; Fabales; Fabaceae. Gene Ontology annotation, cellular component: membrane. The record is from RefSeq and is a predicted model, not a curated record.
AGAGUAAAAUGGAUAGUUUUCAUAAAAUAUUGGGGUAGGAGUAUGAGUGUGGGGUAUAAAGUAAAACUUUCCCUUUCUUAUCGUGUCCUGACCAAGUAUAAAAUCUCGUGGACUUCAAUCCCAAUUCUUGUUUUUGGCUGGGCGUCUAUGUAUGGGCCUGAAUGUUCUUUUUUUUCACAUUGAUUUUGGGCCAAAUUUGGCUUCUUCAUUUUCCAAUUGCUGAGUGGAAUCAAUCAUUUAAUUGUUAAAUUUGCCUCCCAAACCGGAGAGAAAAUGAGAAAUCAACGCAUAUUAAAGUUGUUUCUGACCUUGUAGUGACAAAGAUUCUUAGACACAUGCACACAUGCACUAACUGAACAAAUAGCCUUAUUGUUAUCGAAUGGAAUCAGAAUGACCCAAGUCAAACUUUUUGAGUCUUUCUUCACUUUGGAGUCCCAGGUUGGGACCCAAACCUGAGCAUGCUUGUUCUUUGUGGAAAGCAACCAUCAUUGAACUUGGUGCUGCAUUUACAUCUAUAAUCAGUUUUCUAUUCUAACGAAAAUAAAGCAACAAGACCAAAAACAGUUCUACAUAGUUCUUUCCAAAAACAUGAUCUGGGUGUUGAUUGUCACCUUGUGUUUCUGCUCCUUGACACAUGGCUCGAACAAUACUGCCAGUGAAUCAUUGAAUUCUUUGGUUCAAGAUUUUGCUUUCAGGUCACUGGCGAAACAUCACCGAUCUCAAACUGGUUCUCUAUACGAUGCUCUUCUCCCGCAGAACCUCUCUGGUAUGGAUGUUUCAGUAGUACGUCUUAGAAGCCGAAGGCUCUGGAACAAAGGUGCUAACUUUAGCUACUUUCAGAUCCCACCGAGAACCGUGUCUAUCCCCCAUGUCAGGAGGUUGGCUAUUGUGUACCAGAACUUAGGUAACUGGUCUUCCCACUACUAUAAUUUGCCAGGUUACUCACUCAUCUCUUCUGUUGUCGGCUUCAUGGUUUUUGAUGCAUCAAAUGUUAGGGAUAAGAGUUUCAGAAACCUCAAUCUAAACACAAUGGGGCAACCUAUAUCUAUUCAAUUCCCAACUGUAACUUUUAUGAGUGACAUUAACUCAAGGGCUAGAUGUGUGGCUUUCAAUGGGAAUGGAACAUUUCAACUCACUGAGAUGAGCUACCCUGGCGUAUGCCACUCAAAAAACCAGGGUCAUUUUUCAGUUGUUCUCCCAUUAGAGAAGAAGAGGCGGCGGUGGUAUACGUGGGUGAUUGGGUGUGUGAUUGGAUUUUUUGGAUUGAUAACAUUGGCUUGUGUGGGAUUUUCAUCCAUGAGACUUCUCAAGACCAAAAAGAUUCAAGACACGGAGAAACACACUAUUGAAGAUAUGGUUCUUGAAAGCAGAUGGGUUGGCAAUAGUAAAAUGCCUUCCGCAGCUGUGACAAGAACUCAGCCAGUUCUUGAGACCAUUGCUCCGUAAAUCAUCUCAUUUUCUUGAAUGUCAUAAUUUCUUCAAUUAACCUUGUCACUUUGAUAUUAGUCUUUUGUCAGUGCAUAUGUUACAAGGUUCGAUCCUUCUGUGCAAUGAAGAAAACAUUUUUAUAUAGGCAGAUAUUAGUGGGUUAUGUUAGUUUAUAGAGUUUAAACUUUGGAUCUUCUUAUUAGCUCUCCUUAGGCGUCCCUCUACUCACCAAUUGAGCUAUUUGCUUAGGACCAAUGAAUAAAGCAUUUGUAUUUUGAUCAUCAAUGAUGGACUGCAUUUCCUAGAUAUUUCAAGAAUGUUUUAUUA